AGGACAGAGAAGAAAAUCUGCUUGUUAGUUGCAGAGAAGACGACAGAUUCAGGGUUUACCUGCAGAGAAUGCAGUGUGAGCAGAGUUUCUGGAGGUGGCUAGACUCAAAGCUCUGGAAACACAGACAUGCAGGGUAAAAGGCAGAGGGAUUUGGUUGAGAUAUGUGAAAAAGGUCAAUUGGAUUUGUGCUGGAGGUCCUCUUGAAAUAGCUCAGAGGGACCACAGAUGCCGUGCAUUCAUGACCACCGUGCAGCGAUGCACUGGCAGGAUGACUUCUGUGUCUCAUCGCUGAAAUUAUGGGUCAAGCAGAGAGCGCAGCUGGCAAAGAAGUGACCCUUCAGAACAUCCAGGAGCUGUACCGCAGGUUUGCCAGCGAAUGUCCAAGUGGGAACCUGCACUUCCACGAGUUCCGGAGGAUCUUUGGGGUCAGCAGCAGCUCCACACAGGAGAGUGCUUACAUGAAGAUUGUGUUCCAGUCCUUUGAUACAAACAAGGAUGGUAAAAUAGACUUCAUGGAGUAUGUGGCUGCUGUGAACCUGAUUCUUCGAGGGAAGCUGGAGGACAAACUGAAAUGGUCUUUCAAAGUGUACGACAGAGAUGGAAAUGGCAGCCUGAGCAGGCAGGAGGUCGGUCAUGUUGUUCAUAUUAUCAACAACAUAAAGAAACACGAGGAUCCAAACCUUACAGAAAGUGCAGAUGACAUCUGUGACAGAAUGUUUCAACUGCUGGACAAGAACAGAGACAGUCAGAUUUCUUUGGAAGAAUUUAUUGAGGGAGCAGAGAAAGACCCGUGGCUGAUGGAGCACCUCAGAAUGGACAUCAGGCCCACCGAAUGGUUCGUCAGGCAUCACUCCUGAGCAGCAGACAGUAGUGAUCCUCUGCCUCCUUUCCAACGUCCCACCUUUUUUUUUAUAAAGACACAUGCAUUGUUGUGGUUCCGAAUCUGAAAAGGCAUUGUAGAGGUUUUUAAUGGAGGACACUGGGGCUUUGAAGCCCUGUGAUGGACUGGUCCAGGGUGUACCCCGCCUUCACUCUUCUGUAGCUCUCCAGCAGCUCCUUGACCCCAAACAGGAGUAUAGUGGGUCUGAAGAAGAUGGAGCAGUUUAGUUACCUGACACCUUAGUCUUUUUAGGUGUAGAUGACAUGGAGAUCUGAUCUGGGGCCAGAACCUUCCUAAAGCCUUGCACAGCAACCAGUCCCACAUCAGAGGCACAUUCCUGCAGCAACCAGCUGCUGAAGGUCCUGAUUCCUCUCUGGGGACUGUCAGCAGCACCACUGGCUGGCUGGCUGGGAAACUGGUUUUAGAUGUCCACACCUCCUGUUUGCAUCUUCCACAGUCUCUUCUGGGUAAAGUUAAACUUUAAUACGAAUUGCCAGUUAUCUCUUUUGUUGACCCUCUUCCUUUCUCUUUACCCAAAUGAAGCAUCAAUGACCCGCCCUGAUGUGACAUUCAGAUUCUAUCUGUACAUCUGCAUGCCUUUAUUGAAAGGUGGGGGCUUCCAUGCCAGCAAAUGUAAACUUCACUGAACGCCGGCUCUGUCAGCUGUUUGAAGAGACGGGAAAAGUUCAGCUGCUGCUGAAAAAAUCCCCCAAAAGUUUCUCUUCAUGUCUUUGUUGUUUUUUACGGAUGACUGUACAACUUUUUCAAUAACUGUCAAAAUGUUGACACAUGUUGGAUGUUCUGUAGCAGAAAGUCCGGUAUGAGCCCAUUGACUGUAUAUGAGAACUGGACUGAGGGACCCCUCCACCCAGGCGUUCCAAACAGGAAGUAAACAGAUAUUACUCGCUACUACUAACCAUUCUUAAUUUGCUGCCUUUUUCUUGACAUGUUCUCGCCAAUCCAAUUUUUUUAGAUUUUUGUAAUUUGUUGUUCAGUUGUAAACUAGGGAUGGGUACCGAGCCCCGGUAUUGAACGAGCCCCGGGCAACAUUCUUCAAGACCGCAGUAUCGUUAAGAUCUGACCUCAACG
Molecule: messenger RNA, 1969 nt
Organism: Oryzias latipes (Japanese medaka)
Lineage: Eukaryota; Metazoa; Chordata; Actinopteri; Beloniformes; Adrianichthyidae
Product: guanylyl cyclase-activating protein 2
Biological process (GO): visual perception
Cellular component (GO): cone photoreceptor outer segment; photoreceptor inner segment
Molecular function (GO): calcium ion binding; calcium sensitive guanylate cyclase activator activity
Source: RefSeq, a predicted model, not a curated record